This is a messenger RNA of Fusarium venenatum, 705 nucleotides long. NCBI's taxonomy places the organism in Eukaryota, Fungi, Ascomycota, Sordariomycetes, Hypocreales, Nectriaceae. The record is from RefSeq and is a predicted model, not a curated record.
AUGUCGGACGACAGUGGAUCUGAAGAGAGCGGCUUGAACGACAAGUCCAACCAAGAUGAUGACGACGAUGACGGCAAAUCUCCUCCUAAGAAAAAGGUCCGCCGGGGCCCUGUCAAAGGUGCUCCUCGUAAGGGUCCUUACAUCAAAUGCGUCAACAAGAUGCUUGAUGGUCAUGUUAUUGGGCCUGGGCAAGGCCUUCAAAAGGCUGCCAUUCUUGUCUAUAACGGCAAAACAGUCAACAACUGGGUAGAACUUGUCACGCAGUUCAAGCAGGCCAGUGAACGAGGCGCUGCUCCCCGAACUGCUGCUCCCCAAGCCGGUCUUUUCUCUCUGAGCUUUGCACAGGCAACUGCCAGAGCUAGACCUCAGCGCGAGAAUCCUCGACGCGAGGGUCUUCCGCAGGAAGCUACAGGGACUAACUCUGCGCAAUUUGCUCCUACGGUCCCUCAGCUUGUCAAUCGUGACAGUCAAGCUCAACUCUUGCAGGAAGCCCAGGCCCAUAAUCACAGACUGGAGCAGCUCAUCACCCAGACCAAUGGAAGAAUUAACCAACUGACCGUCGUCGUUCGACUAUUGCAGCAAUCCCUCCAAACCAAGGAAAGUGGUUUCACUGCCAUCAGUAGUGCCGAGCUCCGUCAGAUGCACAACGAGAUGCGUCGUGUCAAUGGUGCUGACAAUGCAGACCUGCCCUCUUUCACCCCCUAA